Molecule: messenger RNA, 669 nt
Organism: Ceratitis capitata (Mediterranean fruit fly)
Lineage: Eukaryota; Metazoa; Arthropoda; Insecta; Diptera; Tephritidae
Exons: 1
Coding region: 134-601 (155 amino acids)
Source: RefSeq, a predicted model, not a curated record
AAUUUAAACAAAGGAAAACAUACAUACAGUCAAAACCAUAGUAAAAAAGAAAAGAGCAGGACUGCACCGUUUUUAUUUAUUAUAAUUUUUUUUUGAACGAGUUGCUAAGUGCCGUCAAAUUUGUGCUGACACAAUGGUAGAAUCGUAUGAGAAUAAUUUUGUUAAAGACGAUCCCAAAACAUUAAGUGGUUGGGUUCGUAAUUUCCGUAUAAAACGUUCGGAAAUGAAAAGAAAAUUACGUGGCAAUUUACGGGUAAAUGCUAUGCUAAAUACUGCGCUCUUAACUGCCGAAGCUGAAUUGCGUUGCAAACAAAAAGAACGUUUUCUUCGUUGGACAGAGUUCCAAGCGAAAUUGGCAACUGGUUACUCCAUCACCAGUUACGUAAACCAAAUGAAGGGGUCUGAGGAAGAGGAGGCUGAACGUCGUGCAAAAGUCGAUAAUUUGUGGAAAAGCGAGCUGAGUGAACUGGAUUCCUUCAUGCGUUCAUUGAGUAGCAGUAAUAGUAAUCGCAAUAGUGACACUAAAUUAAUAUGCGAAAAUGAUUACAAAAUGAAAAGUGAUAAUUGCAAUGUGCUGCAAAGCAUUGCUGUAAAUAGUUAAUAGUUUAAUUUUGCAGAUGUGUCUGAAAUGUGUAUUUUUAGUAUAGUUUUAUCAUGCAAGUUUUUCAU